CUUUCUUCAUCUUGGAUUUCAGUAUUCCCAACCAGUAGGACCUGUGUGUUCUUUGAGGCUCCUGGAGUACGAGGAAGCACAAAGACACUGGGGGAAGUGCUAGAUGAAAGACCAGGCCCCCCUAAGAGUAUCCGCUGCCUCUAUAGCCAUUGCUGCUUUGGCAUCUGGAAUCUGACCCAUGGCCGGGCACAUGUGGAGAUGCAAGGAUGCCGAGACAGUGAUGAGCCAGGCUGUGAAUCCCUCAACUGUGACCCAGUCCCCCGAGCCCACCCAAGCCCCACCUCCACUCUCCUCACAUGCUCUUGUGGCAGUGACUUCUGCAAUGCCAAUUUCAGCCAUCUGCCUCCUUCAGGGAACCAAGGGGCUCCUGGCCCCCAGGACCCCCAGCCUACCACAGGUGGGCCCAUCUGGAUGGCACUGCUGCUGCUGGGGAUGUUCCUCGUGCUGCUGCUGGGCAGCAUCAUCUUGGCUCUGCUACAACGAAAGACCUGUGGAGUGUACGGUGGGUCAGACCCAGAGCCAGCCUUAGGCGAAGACUGCAGUGAGGAGUUGCCAGAGCUAGCUGAGCUGUGCUUCUCCCAGGUGCUUCAGAAAAGGAGGGUAAUUCAAGAAGGAGGUCAUGCAGUCGUGUGGGCCGGGAGACUACAGGGUGAGAUGGUAGCUAUCAAGGCCUUCCCCCCAAGGGCUGUGGCCCAGUUCCGAGCUGAGAGAGCUGUGUACCAGCUGCUGGGCCUACAGCACAACCACAUUGUCCGCUUUAUCACUGCUGGCCAGGGGGGUCCUGGGCCCCUGCCCUCUGGGCCUUUGCUGGUACUGGAACUGUACCCUAAGGGCUCCCUGUGCCACUACUUGACUCAGUACACCAGUGAUUGGGGAAGUUCCUUGAGGAUGGCUCUGUCCCUGGCUGAAGGCCUGGCAUUUCUCCAUGAGGAGCGCUGGCAGGAUGGCCAAUAUAAACCAGGUAUUGCCCACCGAGACCUGAGCAGCCAGAAUGUCCUCAUUCGGGAAGAUAGGUCAUGUGCCAUUGGAGACCUGGGACUUGCCUUGGUGCUCCCUGGCCUUGCUCGGCCCGCUGCCUCAGCGCCUACUCAACCCCAAGGCCCAGCUGCCAUUUUGGAGGCUGGCACCCAGAGGUACAUGGCUCCAGAGCUCUUGGACAAGACUCUAGACCUACAGGACUGGGGCACAGCCCUCCAGAGAGCAGAUGUUUAUUCUCUGGCUCUGCUCCUAUGGGAGAUCCUGAGCCGCUGUUCCGAUUUGAGGCCUGACCGCAGACCACCACCUUUCCAACUGGCCUAUGAGGCAGAACUGGGCAGCGAUCCCAGUGCCUGUGAGCUCUGGGCAUUGGCAGUAGAGGAGAGAAGGCGCCCCAACAUCCCAUCUACUUGGAGCUGCUCUGCUACAGACGCUGGGGCACUGAGGGAGCUCCUAGAAGACUGCUGGGAUGCAGACCCGGAAGCACGACUGACUGCUGAGUGUGUGCAGCAGCGCCUGGCGGCCCUGGCUUACCCACAGGUGGCUUCCUCCUUCCCAGAGAGCCAUCCCAAGGCCUGUAUCCCUCUCUGCCCAGAAAGCUGUCCUUCAGCACCUGCCUCUGCCACUGUCCCCUGCAGGCCUCAGCAGGGUUCCUGCCACCUCAGUGUCCAGCAGGCCACUGGCUCUAUGAGUCCUCAGCCUGUUAGUACCAGUGUUUGCGUGUAAAUGAGCAGUUUGUAUGAACUCUAAUACAGCUAACAUACAUGCGGCGAUCACAUACCUGUUGCUGUCAUUCUCUGUGGGUUUCUAACCCCUGGGGUAUAUGUGCUCAGGAAAGAGAAUAAAGGUUUCCUGGUGUUGGCCUUGG
Molecule: messenger RNA, 1843 nt
Organism: Phodopus roborovskii (desert hamster)
Lineage: Eukaryota; Metazoa; Chordata; Mammalia; Rodentia; Cricetidae
Gene: Amhr2
Product: anti-Mullerian hormone receptor type 2
Exons: 10
Coding region: 199-1701 (500 amino acids)
Biological process (GO): protein phosphorylation; cellular response to growth factor stimulus; BMP signaling pathway
Cellular component (GO): plasma membrane; signaling receptor complex
Molecular function (GO): transforming growth factor beta receptor activity; ATP binding
Source: RefSeq, a predicted model, not a curated record